CAUCGUGAUCGCAAUCGCAAUCGCAAUCGCGUACAGUACAAUGAAGGAGCAGUCAAUCACUAAUAACCUAUGUAGCAGCCAGUUCAAAUUGAAGAACUGAGAUCGAUUGGUGCAUAGAUAUCGUCCAAGAAUAAUUUAAUUUCAAUUCUAGCACCAUUCGAAAUCAGUGCUUUGUAUUGGAACCGAUCAGCGGCGCAUUAGCACAAAGUGUUUCAAGUGAUUUAUCAAAAGUGAUUCAUGAUAUUGCCACGAUCACAGUCAAUUGACUCUAAUCACUGUUAAAUUGGGUGCAUCAUUAUUACAUAUUUUGUUUUUUUUUAUAUACUUAUACACAUUUGUAAGUAUUGGCUAAAAGUGGCGAACGUGAUCACGAUGGAAGCCGUCAAAGUGCAACGAAGGUUUCCUAUUGUCGCUGUGCAGCCGCGUUCCGACUCAAACAGCAGUAUAUAAUAUGGGUCACAUUUUAUAUACCUGUCUGUAUAUAUUAAACACUCAUCAUUUCUUGUUAAUUACAGUUUCCACUCUAUAUAAGAGUUCAGUUGCUAGCAGCACUAUAAAUCUGUCCUUUGAUAUUCUAAAUCAUUAAUAGUCAAUAGUCAAACUAUUUUACCUCAAUCGAUCUUUAUUAACUAUUAAAAAUUUUACAAUUUAAAUACAUUUUUGUCGGUUGACAAUCAAUUAUCAUUGAAAUGCGAAAUUUUAAAUUCACAACACUUGAAAAGUAAUCGAAUAACAUGAUUGAAAUCUCGCUUAAGAACAGGUUUUAUCAACAAAUGAGUGGACUUCUUUUUUACCAGUUUGUUAAGAUUCGUGAACGCGAUCCCUUAUAAUAUGGGUCACAUUUUAUAUACCUGUGUGAAUUUAAUAAACACAAAUUAAUUGUUAAGGUUUCCCCAGUGGAAUUAUGGUAGAAAAUAUUGAAGUGAUGUCUUUAUUCCAUGAGUGUUAUUCUAUGAGUGUUCAGUUAUUAACAGCACUAUAAAUCUGUCACUUGAUAUAAAUAAUAAUUAAUUUAAAGCAUGGCAGAUUUAGCAUGAGUCAAUAGACAAACGGUUCCACUUUAAUCGAUAUUGAAAAGUUAGUAAAAAUUCAAUUCGACAUUUUUAUAGCUUUGUGAUAACUAACUACUUAAUUUUGGUAAAUAAAACAAUUUGUUGUUUGACAAUCAAAGCAUAAUACUAUCAAUGAAAUUCGACAUGUUAAAUUCGCAACAUUCUCAAAGUAUUAUUCGAUUGGAAUCGCACGUAAAAACCAACUUUAUCAGCAAAUGAAUGGUCGUUUUUUAACCGUUUUGUUAACUUUUGUGGACGCCAUUUCUUAUCAGAUUUUGAUGCAUUGUAGCCACUUAAGAUUUGAUUUAUUUAUACAUCUGCUAUUAGGGGCGGCAUCGAUUUGAAAAUAAUUUCCCAGCUCUUAUCAAAUAUUUUGAGACUUGCAUAAAUCUUAUUUGGCUGACAAUAAAUCAAAGCAUUAUUUAGUAUAGCUUCGACUGCCAGACUAGUGAAAUUUCUAUUGAUUUUCUUAGUGAAAGACUCGAAAGUCGCUUAGAAGUAAAUGAUUCCAAUCCCGCUCCCCAUCGAAGUUGUUCCAAGGCCACGAGGAGCCAAAAAUAGCAUAAUCUGAUGCUCUGAAAUGUACAGUUUUGCCAUUUUGUGUAAAAUGACAGUCAGUUGGCAGUUGGCAGUUGGCAGUUGGCGCUGCCCCAGCUGAUAGCCGCGCAAUGUGACAAAUCGAAUCUUAUCUAAAGCGAGACCCUAAUUGCUUUCUUAAUAUAUUGCCCCCCAUCAUCAGCAUUCUGCGAGUAAGACUCACACUAUCUAUCGUCUCUGGCUAUAUAAUGCACAACUCCCAAUUUGCUGGCAGUUAGUCGGUUUGGUUAUUAUCAAAAGACAAGGCGUUCAAAUGAAGCGAGGAAGCGUUGUGAUUGUCGUCCUGCUGCUGGCAAUGGCUGCCCAGCUGCAGCUCAGCACUCAAGUGGAGUAUAUGAACAGUAAUCAGGAUAUUUGUCGACUAUUUCCGGAUAACACAAAGAUACGCGAGCCAGGCUACUGCGAUCGCUGGAUCGUCUGCAAGAACUUAAAGACAACAGAGGGCGAAAUAUGCACGGGUUCGACAUCAAAGUUCAAUCUGAACUCAGGCAGCUGUGCAAAGAGUCUUGAGAAAAAGGAUACUUAUUGCGAUGCGCCGUGCACGUCGAAGACUAACGGCUACGUCGGAGACUCUUUCAACUGUGCCAACUGGUAUUACUGUGAGAAGGCUAAGCUUUUGAGCAGUGGCGUUUGUGAAGGCGGCAGGUAUUUCGACCAGGCGAGCGGGGGUUGCUACUAUCCCCAGAACACGCAGUGCAAUGCCAAAUUUGAGAUCUGCCAGAUUGCGCCCGUUGGCGUUAAGGUUAAGGACGAGGUCUAUUGCAAUUCAUAUAUCACCUGCAGCAAGACUGGCGAGAUGACUCGCAAUGAAUGCGAACCUGGAAAGUACUUCGAAGUGUUAUCUGGAGAGUGCAUCCAGAAGGCGCUGGUUGAAUGUGAUAAGCAUCCCUUACCGGAAGAUGCCUGUGGCAACAAGAAGCUGGCGAAGCGAGACACAUUUGUUUCCGACGGCGCCACCUGUCGCGGCUAUUUAUAUUGCCGGGACAUGGGCUCCGGCAUACCGGACCCAGACCCAGUGUGGCAACAGUGCCCUCUCGGAACCUUCUUCAAUGCGACGUUGCAACUUUGCCAGGACAAAAGCGCCUGCAAGUGCUCCGAGGAUCGAUGCGAUGGACGCGAAAGUGGCUUCGAACUGAUGCAGGUGGCGGGUUGCCACAAUUAUGUGGAGUGUGUGAACGGGGUGGAGAUGUCACCUUUCCGGUGCGACGACGAUGAGUAUUUUGAUAUAGAAACUGAGAAGUGUACAACUGAGCCUAGGCAUUAUCAAAUAUGCAGUUAAAUUCCGUUUGAAGAAUAAAUUUCUUAAAUCAGUGACUUCA
Molecule: messenger RNA, 2968 nt
Organism: Drosophila grimshawi
Lineage: Eukaryota; Metazoa; Arthropoda; Insecta; Diptera; Drosophilidae
Product: peritrophin-44
Exons: 2
Coding region: 1903-2928 (341 amino acids)
Cellular component (GO): extracellular region
Molecular function (GO): chitin binding
Source: RefSeq, a predicted model, not a curated record